Periophthalmus magnuspinnatus is the source of this 2564-nucleotide messenger RNA. Its product is annotated as cytotoxic granule associated RNA binding protein TIA1-like. Bases 247 to 1404 code for a protein of 385 amino acids. The transcript is spliced from 12 exons. NCBI's taxonomy places the organism in Eukaryota, Metazoa, Chordata, Actinopteri, Gobiiformes, Gobiidae. The record is from RefSeq and is a predicted model, not a curated record. Gene Ontology annotation, molecular function: mRNA binding. Gene Ontology annotation, cellular component: cytosol.
CUGUGUGGGAGGAAAGAUCGCUUUGAUUUGGCCACAUUUCGCCGCAGAUUGACGCUGCUGACGCCGCUCCUCCGCCAUCUUCCACUUCCUAUUGUUUGGCUCAGACUGGGGCUGUCUCUGUCUGUGAGAGCAGCUCUGAUACACUCCGGCCUGUACAUAAGACACCGUGUGCUUUUCUGUACAGAUUUAACUCUUUUUAUGUCUUUGGAUUAAGCGCUCUCAGGACGUGACCACUGCAGCUCGACUAUGGAGGACGAAUCGCCCAAAACACUGUAUGUGGGAAACCUGUCCAGGGAUGUUACAGAGCCCCUCAUUGUCCAGGUGUUCACACAGAUAGGACCCUGCAAAAGCUGUAAAAUGAUAAUAGACCCCACGGGGAAUGACCCUUACUGCUUUGUGGAGUUCUAUGAAAACAGACAUGCUGCCGCAGCUUUGGCAGCUAUGAAUGGAAGGAAAAUUUUGGGUAAGGAGGUUAAAGUUAACUGGGCAACGACGCCAACAACCCAGAAAAAAGACACAAGUAAUCACUUUCAUGUCUUUGUUGGAGACCUGAGCCCAGAAAUAACAACAGAAGACGUCAAGGCUGCCUUUGCACCCUUUGGCAGGAUAUCAGAUGCUCGCGUUGUCAAAGACAUGGCUACGGGGAAAUCCAAAGGCUACGGCUUUGUCUCGUUCUUUAACAAAUGGGAUGCUGAGAAUGCCAUCCAGCACAUGAAUGGACAGUGGUUAGGAGGCAGACCAAUCCGGACUAACUGGGCCACGAGGAAGCCCCCUGCCCCCAAAAGCAGCCAUGAGAAUAACACAAAACACCUAAACUUUGAGGAGGUUAUGUGCCAAUCCAGCCCCAGUAACUGCACCGUGUACUGCGGCGGCGUCAGCUCAGGACUUACAGAUCAACUGAUGAGACAGACCUUUUCCACCUUUGGACAAAUCAUGGAAAUCAGAGUGUUCCCAGACAAAGGCUAUUCAUUUGUCAGGUUUAAUUCCCAUGAGUCAGCAGCCCAUGCCAUUGUGGCGGUGAAUGGCUCGUCUAUAGAGGGCCACACAGUCAAGUGUUACUGGGGCAAAGAGACCCCAGACAUGAUGAACUCCAUGCAGCAGAUGCCCAUGCCACAGCAAAACAAGGUGGGCUACGCAGCGGCCCAGCCCUAUGGUCAGUGGGGCCAGUGGUACGGAAAUGGGCCCCAGAUCAGUCAGUACGUCCCCAAUGGGUGGCAGCAGGUCCCCACCUACAACGUGUAUGGCCAGGGCUGGAACCAGCAGGGCUAUAACCAAAUACCGGCCAAUGCUGGGUGGACAAACGUGAGCGCCAUCAGUAACGGUGGGGUACUGGAGACACCUCUCAAUGGGACUAUGAUAGCCAACCAGCCAGGUAUGGGAGCAGCCGGAUACCCCACUCACUGAUAAACAGGAAAGGAAGGCAGGGAGAAUUUUGACAACCUACAACAAGCCAAAAACUGGCUUUGUUACUAAGGAGGUGUUUCGCAGGGGUGUUUAAUGGCACCGCCCAACUUUCUUUGGCAGGACUUUUCUGGGAUCCCAUCCGGACAUCUGUAAGAUUUUGUAAAUGUUUUUUUUUUGAGGGACUUGAAUUUGAACCCACACAGGUAUCGACACACCUUCUAUGUGGUAUAGGCAAGACUUUUAGCCCCACCCCCAAAAAACAGGGCUCCUACCAUUUUUAAGUUAACUGUAAAUUAUCUGUAAAGGACAAAUGUUUUGGAUUGUUGUUUUUUUUCUGGUUUUACAAAAAUUGCUUCCACGCAUUCUUUUGACUCAAACACAGAGAUUUUUUUUAUGGACGUUUUGAGUCAUUCUGAGUUAAAAAUAUUAGUUGUGAUGGAGGAAUGAAAAUCCUUAAUUUGUACUCAUUUCUCACACCAAUUGCAGGGAUUGUUGCCACUGCUGUUUCUCUGUAAGGGCAGAUAAAUAUUGCACAGUUUUUCUCUUGUAAAUGGACACAUUUGAAAACCAAGCGUUUUCCUGUUGCAUUCCUGUUCACCAUAUCUUCUGAACAGCCUCAAACCUUUUGCCACCUGUAAAUACCCAUCCUUUGAACCAUGUAUGUAAAUGCUACUGUUGACUGUGGGUGCUUGCUCUUCUGUUUGAAACUCUACAGUUAACGCGAUGUGUACAGAGCAGAGUGGCACUCUUUCUGUGACUCUGGCGAAGUACAACUCGAUUCUUCCAUGCAGGGAUAAACCGCAUUGCCAUGCAGUGCAUACUUAAAUUUACCACGAUUCACAUGUGAAAGGGCCGACCUGAUGGACACUUGUGAUGUUUUUUAAUAACCUAUUGAACCGCCAGUAUUUUAUAUCAGAAAUCUGAAUGAUUCAAUCUUUACACUCUUUUUGAUGGAGAAAUGGGAGGCCUACAAUGUAACUGUUGCCUUAUAGAGCUGGUUUCUUUUAGCUGACAAGAUACUCUUUUUAAAUUAGGCAGUGCCUACAAACCAUUUUCAGACCCUUUUGUUUAGAAAAAAGGUGUUAGCCCUGAAACUGAUGACUCUGCUACUGUAAUCAAUGUUUUCUUGCUUUGUCCAAUUAAAAUGCUAAUGCACAUCA